Molecule: messenger RNA, 1380 nt
Organism: Nematocida major
Lineage: Eukaryota; Fungi; Microsporidia
Exons: 1
Coding region: 1-1380 (459 amino acids)
Molecular function (GO): protein binding
Source: RefSeq, a predicted model, not a curated record
AUGCACAAGUCGUACUACGAAUUCAUAGAAAAAGACAGCAGCAUGUCUUUGCAGAGAAUGAUACACAUAAUGCUGCAGAGCCUGACGGAAAGGGGCAUAAAGGAGGGCCUGUUCAGAACCGGGAAGGCGGACAUAAGCAUGAGGAGUAUAUACAAUAAACUCUUUCCAAGUAUGCAGAACUCAUCUGUUCUUAUAGAGGCCCACAGGCUUAGAAUAUACAUCCAGGACGGAAUGGAGAAGGAAGCGCUGGAGCAAAUCCGAAAGAUAAAAACAUUUAACGACAAAGCUAUAUUUUCUCUUUUGAACCACGCGUUUCUUCUGGCUGUUCUGCACAAAAUGCCUGCGGUGAUUGAGGCCUUCUUCAGCAGAGGCUUCCCCAGAAGCAUAAACUCGAGAAUAUUUGGAGGAAAAGAGAGCACGGUUUUUCCCACGUACUUUCUUCUUUCGCUGGCCACGCAGAGCCUGUCCAUCAUAAUGGUCUUCCUCAGGCGAAGCGUGGACUACCACGAGACAUGGCACGGCAUAGGGCCGGUGCAUCUUGCAGCUGUGAACUCAGACAUCCGGGUCCUUGACAUGGUCCUGACCCACGGGGGAAACCCCAUGGAGGUCACAACUUCGCUCCAGUACUCUCUGCUGCACAGCCUGUUCAAGAAGCAGGACGUGAAGUGCGGCAUGCAGGGCAGGCCCAUAUACCCCGUGGACAUAGCCGCGGUGGCAAACAACUGGGGAUGCUUUCUUCUGCUGAUGGACAAGUCGCCCAAGUGCGCAGCAUACUCGCAGCACCUUCUCCACAUACUAAACAGCCUGGAAAUGAUCAUAAAGGCCAUCAACAUUGGGGCCCGAAUAGACGUUCCCUUGGCGGACCGCUCCACCAUACUGCACACAAAAACGCUGCAGAACCGGCCCGAAAUUGUUUCCUUCUACGUUGCUCUGAGCCUGCCGCUCGAGGCCGAGAACAGCGAGGGGCAGACCCCGCUGAGCCUGGCCCUGCACAUGCAGCACAAAGAGGUUGCGUGGAUUCUUGUUAUGAGCGGGGCCAAGGUGGAGGACAGCCUGAGGGCCCACCCGGUUUUGCAGGAAAUAGAGGCCGGGUGGGCUCCUUCCGACGCGCAGCAGGAGAAGUUCGAGUACUACAAGCACGCAGCCUCCUAUGCAGAGGUUGUGAAGCACAAGCCCAAAAGCAGGUUCUCCAUCAAAAGAAUCAUCACGCGGGAGGAAAGCACUAUUGAGAGCGCCGUCAACAAGCUGAACCAGAAAAUCGAGAAGGUGGAGAAGGACGCCAUGAAAGAGUUCAAAAAGCUCCCCAAGGAAGAGCUGUAUGAGAAGUUCGUGAAGGCCAUAGAAAGAAGGAGCGCGAAAAAAGACUCCGACGACUUUUGA